Babjeviella inositovora NRRL Y-12698 is the source of this 524-nucleotide messenger RNA. Its product is annotated as signal peptidase complex catalytic subunit. The record is from RefSeq and is a predicted model, not a curated record. Lineage: Eukaryota; Fungi; Ascomycota; Pichiomycetes; Serinales. The coding region runs from base 49 to 486 and encodes 145 amino acids. The transcript is spliced from 2 exons. Gene Ontology annotation, cellular component: signal peptidase complex; membrane. Gene Ontology annotation, molecular function: serine-type endopeptidase activity.
CAGUUGCUUCAGGGGUUGAACCUCAUUCUCGUAUUGUCCACGGCGUUUAUGACCUGGAAAGGGUUGUCUAUUGUGACCAAUGCCGAGUCGCCGAUCGUGGUGGUUUUGACCGGCUCUAUGGAGCCUGCCUUUCAGAGAGGUGACUUGUUAUUCUUGUGGAACCGGAACGCGAGAAAUGCCGUUGGUGACGUGGUUGUCUACAAUAUUGAGGGAAAGCCUAUCCCAAUCGUCCAUAGAGUCUUGAGAGAACACCACAACGACAAGAAGCAAUUCUUACUAACAAAGGGUGACAACAAUCCGGUUGACGAUUUGGGCUUGUACAAAAGAAAGCAGCAAUAUCUUGACAAGGAUAAGGAUAUUAUGGGGACUGUUUACGGUUACAUGCCUAGGGUCGGGUACGUGACCAUUUUAAUCACCGAGAACCAGUACUUCAAGUUUGGGCUUUUGGGAUUGUUGGCCUUGAGUUCACUCUUCCAAAGGGAGUAAAUGAAGAUGUCUUCUUUCAAGCGCGUAUUUUUUUUUUU